UGUCGAGAACACGGGAAUAACUUUGUUUCGAAUAAGAAUCGAUGGUCUUUCCUUCGAUGUUCAGUAAGAAACGCGCUUUUCCUUUGACCGACGUCUAAGGUCAAGUUACAGGAUGGUAGGAGUCGGGAUAGGACGAGCAAGGUGGGGUGUCUGGAUGGUCGUGUUGGUGGUACAGCGUGCCACUAUUGGAAAGCGUUGGUCCGCGUCCAGACAUGGAAGGGAUCUUCGAAAGGAAAGAGAACGCGCUAUCGAGUGAAUAAGAACGGAUAGAGGAGAGUCGGUUGGAUAGAGGGUGAAAGGGUGAGAGGAAGAGAGGGCGCAGCACAGCUGGGUCGAACGCGAUCGUGGCGGGGGAAGUCGUUGUCCUCGGAGUCGGAGUCUUCGUUCGCGCGAGUCACGAGUAUUCCCGUCAGUACGACGCGGAACGCGUUCCUGUUUGCCUCGUUAGGGUGAAAGUUGCGUUGCGUGUGCUUUUCUUCUCCUGCUCCUCUCUCUCUCUCGCCCCGUGUCUGUCUUCGUUCACGAAAUUUCUUUGUUCGUCGACGAGAGAGGGAGAGCGCGUUAAGCGGUCGUUGCUGUACGACACGCGUGUGGUACUUUGUGCAUAGUUGGUGCGUGGUGCGACAGGAUGCGGUACAAUGACCGUAAAUGAAUAAUCGACGACCCUGCCAGAACCGGUCGGAAGGACGAGGAUCCUGGCGGAAAGGACGCCCGUGGCAGGACUCUCGAGCCGCCGUGCAUAGGAGCCGAAUCGAUCGUUUGUGAGGACGAAGAGGAGUCGAUCAAGGAAGGUAGCUAGGACACGGUGAAGAAAUAAAAAAGAGGAAAGGUUGAAAGCGAAGGAGGGUCGAAAGGUUGAGCGACCUACGAAGAAGAGAAAGAGGACGUGGCGGAAGCACGUUCGUUGGAGGAGGAAGAGGAAGAGAAGGAAGAAGGAGAGGGUGGACGAAAGAAAAAGAGAGAUGAGUCUGGUGGGUGACUCGCAAAGCGUGGUGGUCGGUUGUUCGACGAAAGGCAGAUAGCGCCAUUAGUUGUUGCUGGGCCGAACAACGUCGAGCCGAUGCGUGCUGCGGCCCUGACCGUCGACGAAGAAGGGGAAGAGGAGGAGGAAGAGGAGGAGGAUAGGGGUAGCGGAGGGCACAACGGGGUCCAAAGGACCGCGAUGUACCCCUCGAAGCUGAUCGAACCUCGUCCUCGACUCGAAACUAGCCCGAUUUUCUUUCUGAUUUUUGCUUCUCUUAUCGUCACUGCCAUCGCCUCGCCUCUUCGUCCUGUGCCACCCCAUUCAGGUAUCACACACGGUUCGUACAUCGGCUAUUACGAGGUGGCCUCUUAUGAUACCGCAGCCUUGAGACACCAUCGUAACCGGAUGCGUCGCGAUGCCUUCGACGUGGUCGACAAUCAACCUCUGCUACUGCACCUGAAAGCACUAGACAAAGACUGGACGCUUCGGUUAAUUCGAGACAAGAGCUUGUUCAGCAAAGACGCAACGUUCGAGAGCACCGCAGGACCCAUCGACUUCGAUCCAUCGCAUUCCUAUAUGGGUACCGUGUUGGAAGACGAGAACGCGUUGGUGCAAGGUGUCGUGACGGAGGAUGGCCUGUUCGACGGCACCAUCGUCACUAGAUUCGAGGAAUACUACAUCGAGCCUACGAACCGAUACCUGGACAAGCGCGAAAACACCUCGCCACCGUAUCACAGUAUCGCUUAUCGAGCCUCGGACGUUCUCACCCCGCGACAUACAAUUCCGUGUGCCAGUCAUCAGCUGCAUCGAGAGACCCUCCGCGAUUUCACGGAAAGGAGGAACAGUUUCGAGAACGAUUCCCGAACGUAUUACGAACCAUUGCUCGGCGAGAAGCUCGCACUAUACUCGAAGGAAAACAGCGCAAGGGUUUUAACAUCGGAGAGAGAGAAAAACGUGGCACGUACAGAUACCAGGAACGACGGUGAUCGUAUCGCGAGGCAUUUACACAAACGAGCAACCGUGGAUCCGAGGAAAACUACCUGCAUGCUCUAUCUGCAAGCUGAUCAUCAAUUUUUCGCGCGAUACGGCACGGAGGAAGCUUGCAUCGAGGUGAUGACGAGACACGUGCAGAGGGUCAACUCGAUUUACAAGCAUACCGAUUUUAAUCAGGACGGGAGACCGGACAACAUCAGUUUCAUGAUAAAACGCGUGAAAGUUCACAGCGAGGACGCGUUGAGGGAUCCCAAUUAUCGAUUCCCGGGAAAUUACGGCGUGGAAAAGUAUCUGGAACUAUUCUCCGAAGAGGAUUACGACGCGUUCUGCUUAGCUUACAUGUUCACUUAUCGCGACUUUGAGAUGGGAACUCUGGGACUCGCCUGGACCGGUGACCUGAAAAAUGCUGGCGGAGUUUGCGAAAAGAACGGACACUAUCGCGGCAGCAUGAAGUCGUUGAACACAGGAAUAGUAACUUUAUUGAAUUACGGCAAGCACGUACCACCUGCAGUCUCUCACGUCACUUUGGCCCAUGAGAUUGGUCACAACUUUGGUUCGCCGCACGAUCCGGAACAAUGCACGCCCGGCGGUGAGGAUGGAAACUUCAUUAUGUUCGCUCGUGCUACCAGUGGCGACAAGCGUAACAAUAAUCGUUUCAGUCCGUGCAGCCUGAGCGCUAUAAACCCAGUUUUGAAUAGCAAAGCUCGAUCCCCGAAGGGCUGCUUUACUGAACCGCAAGUGUCAUUGUGCGGGAACGGCGUCGUCGAGGAAGGCGAAGAAUGCGACUGCGGAUGGGAAGAAGAUUGCAGAGACUCGUGCUGCUUUCCUCAACGUCGGUAUCCACCAGCCGGUGAGACACCGUGCACGCUCACGCCAGGGUCAAUUUGCAGUCCUAGUCAAGGUCCGUGCUGUACCGCCGAGUGUAAUUUAAGAUUCGGAGACAAAUGCAGGGACGACAAUGGUUGCCGCGACGCCAGUUUCUGCGAUGGUCGAACGCCGUAUUGUCCUCCUUCCAUCAACAAACCCAACAAGACAAUCUGUAAUCGCGAAUUCGUAUGCUUUAUGGGAGAAUGUACAGGUAGUAUCUGCCUCGCGUACGGAUUGGAAUCUUGCCAGUGUCUACCAGGACCAAAUGAUCUACAGACGAAAGCUUGCGAACUUUGUUGCCGUCUUCCCGGCGAGAAUCAGCCUUGUUUAUCAUCUUUCGAUUGGAACUCUCCACCCUACGACAUACCGGACAUGUUCUCGAAACCGGGAACACCGUGCAACGAUUACAACGGGUACUGCGAUGUCUUCCAGAAAUGUCGAGAGGUCGAUCCGAGUGGUCCUUUGGCAACUUUGAGGAAGCUUUUAUUAUCGGACGAAAGUCUUGCCAAUUUCCGUCGUUGGAUCGUUAACCACUGGUACGCAGCUGCGCUGAUCAUUCUGGCUGCGAUAUCUCUACUGGUGGUGAGCAUGCGACUGUUGGGCAAACGACCGGAUCCGAAGCUCAAGUCGGUCACGAUAAUACACAGCUCGACGACGGAAACGGUACGUCUUCCGCCAGAAGGGACAGAGGGUGUCACGGUACACCCACCAGCGGUGCGUGCGAAGCUUCCGCUCAGCAGAAAAGUGAGGGAGAAGAGGAGACACCGAAAGCAUAAGGAUUCGCACGCGAACUCGGCCGAUAAAGCCGGCAAAGAUGCGUCGAAGAAGAAGAAGCAGUCGCAGCCCCAGACGAAGAGGACAUCCGCGAAUCCCAACGAGGACUUCACUAGAAAAAGAUCGGCAGAGGGUACGACGGCGGUGACCCAGGAGAAUAAACGAAAGAAGACCUUCUCUGCUCGGGAUAAGCAAAAUUCGUCCAGUAACGCGGCAAACAGUUCGGACAACGAAAAACGGAAACGCAAGAAGCAACACAAGAAGGAAGUGAUCGACUACUCGGCGAUUCAGACCGAGAAGGAAACCGAGCCAAACGCUGAUCCGAAAAGCAAAGUCCGUUCCUGGUUACUGGCGUCGUCUCAUUGUCGACCAGACGCGACGAGAACGAACGCGAACGGUUUGCCAAAGAGUAAAUCGACUCCUGUAGGUCUGACCAGCGCGGGGACUAGGUUACCGGCCACCAGACAAGUAACAUCGAGAAGGCCGACCGAACCUAGGGAUCCGAAGCUCACGGUCAACCCUGUCGCGCGCAAAGAGAGAGCUAAAUUGCAAGUGAUUUAUAAACCGCCGUUUAAAUUCAGCGUGAAGCUACGAAAGUCGGACAAGGUGGCACAGGUGCCUGCCCUGGUGGCAAACGCGAGCAGCAGACCAAAGCUUCCGAGAACGGGCGUGCUUUUGAAGACGGUGAAGAAGAAGGACAGAGUCAGAAUAGGCAGGGCCAGACAAAUAGCACCUACAGGGAUCGGAAACGGUGCGGGUGAUUUACCUGAACCGGCCAAUUCUGAUUUACACACUGUUCCUUCCGACUUGGAGGUGCUGCUGUCCGAGAGCGAGUUCCUCUUCUCGGAUACGUGACCGCGGUGAACGAACGACGAUUUAUCGGAUCUAUUUAGAGGAAUCUUUGCAACAGGAGGAAACUUGUAUGGAUAGAAAAGGACAAAUUUGGUGCACCGAGAAAUCCCGUCCGACUAAUUACGAGUGGACAUUUCGCAUGCCAUCCUCUGGUUCGAUUUCGGUUUCGCCAACAACAAGCGCAACGAUCGAUUAGAAUAAGAAAUCAAAAUAGGAAGCUGCUUGUUGCCGGUGAAACUGCGCGUGAAACAACCAGGUCCAUUUUAUCGCGUUAGUUUUAAUGGCUGCUGGACGUGUUUUCUUAAAGCGUAACCCCGAACGAGCUUCUUCCGUUCUAGCUGAAAUGUAUUUUUUUAAGAGUAAGUACGCGUGACGAGAAGCAGGCAAUACAUACGCGUCCUGUACGCUUUUCGCUGUUUUUCUACGUCUUCCUAGCGAUAAGACGACGUUUAUCUCCGUGAAUCCUCGUUCUCGAUCGAUUGUCGUGAUCGAUCGAUCAAACGGACACACGCGCGUUUUAAUGGAAGUGCUAGUUAAACGAUCCAAGCCAAGUUUUCUUCUUCCAAAGAAAAGGGGCCAAAUUAUAUUCAUCCUUUUUAAAAAGGAUUACCGCAAUCGUGUGUGCAGAGAAGGCAGAAGAGAUUCGAGUCUUAGCAAGGAUCUGCUUUAGCCUAGAAAUUUCCUUUCGCCGAAGGUCGAUUUGUUCAUUCGUUUGCGAUCGCAGGGCUUCACCGUUCAGGGAUCAGCGUUCGAUCGGAUCGAAUAGCGAAUUUUCAUAGGUGAUCUAUCGACGUAUUUUCAAGAGGAUAAGAGAUACUUUAAACUAUUUACUAUUAUUGUGCCUAUCGUACACCGCUGCUCGAAACUUGGGAAAAGGGAUCUCGCGGUCGGAAGAGAACUUUCGUUUGUUUUUUCUUUAAGUUUUCCUUGGCGACACGAUAGUUGUGAGAAGAACAGCAAGUUCGUAGGUAGCUGCUUUACGAAUCUCCCCUUAAAAAAAAACAACAAUACCGAACAAUAUUUCAUCGCCUGCGCUUGCUGUUGAUCUAACAUACUAUUCUCAUGGUUCCUAUUUCCGGCAACUCCUAAUCGUGGUGUAAACCUUGCCGGAAUAUUUGCAUUUCCAAUGCGUAAAGUGAUGAGAAAACUCGUCGAGCUAUUUAUAUUUUUGAGACUGUAUACAAGAUACGAGACUUAACGAUGCGCAUUCCGAUAAGUUUUCCAUGAGUUUCAUUACAUUCCUUCGCUUAAGUGUUGAAAACGAUCGAAACUUAACGUGAAGUAGUUUCAUCAAAUCUUUUGUUACUAUCGUGCGGUGCUAUUAGUCCAUAUGCUUAAUACUGUACGAAAAUAAUUUUGCGUCCGUGAAAACAUUCCUUGUCGCUUUUGCCUCGUUUCAUUUAUAUUAAACAAUGAUUAGUAUUCUAACUUAACUUUUAACCCUUAUUUCACCGAGGCAAAAGGGUUCAACCUAUGCACGUCCAAUCGAAUUUAAGUUCCCUUCGUUCGCGGAUCAAUCUACUCUUAUCCUUUGCUGAAAUCAAUCGAAAAUCUAGUACUCAAGUUUAUCUCGGUACGCUCUUGUUCGCUUAAUCCUUCAUUAAAGAUCUCAUUGGUCUUAAGUAGCAUUAAAGGUAGCUCAUCAAUUUCAUGCAAACUUCUACGAAACGUACUUCGAGACUUGCGAGAAUUAUCUGUUCAAAAAAGUACUUGUACGCAAAAUAGUAACAUAUGUUUUAACGAAUUUUGAUCAUCUACGGUGGGUCUUAACGUUAAGUGAUAAAGGUGGGCAAACCUAUGCUCCGACAUCCGUAAUUAUAAGAAAAUAACUAAGAACAGAUUAUAUGCAAAGUGAUUCGAACAUAGGAACUCUGUCGAGUGAAAAAUUUUGCAAGAAUGGUGAAGUUCCAUUUCCCUUGAUACUGCAGUAAGGUUUUGCCAAAAUUAUACAAUAAAUCUUUCUUUAGACUUUCAACGAUUAAAAUAUUACAGCUCUUGUAACUGUAUAUCCUACGAUCAGUGAUAUAAUUUUAUUUACAUAAGUGGAGUUCCGCCAUAAAUGAACUCGUGCUUCGUUUGCCCACUUCCGAGUGAAAUGUUAGAGCUGCGAGUAAACUGAAAAGAAAAAAAAUCCGCUUGUGUGUAUACAAACGUGACAUACGUGUACUUAUAUUUAAGGAUAUGUGAUUUUACUUUUACAUGAGUUUAUAUAUAUACACGUUUAGCGAACACGCGCGAAUUAAUGGUCGGUUUUUUCUUCGUAAUUGGAAAUUCCAUUGACCAAUCGACUAUUUAAUUCGACCGUGAUUAAUAUUUGAUUAACCCAUUGGCCUAAUACCAUGUAAGCGAAUAGUUAAGAGACAAGAAUUUAUUUGAAUAAGCGUUGAUUAACAUUUAUCGAGCGUAAAAGAUUAAUUCUGUGUUCCCCGCUUUGUUUCGCUCGAGAAAAGCUGCCGUAUAAAUCGUGUUAAUUAAACAACAGCGAGUCAAUGUAGGCAAAUGGGUUGUCUAAGAAAAUGUGAUUUUACUUUUAAGACCAAUCUGUGUUAAAUUCGUGAACUUCACCGGUUCUGAACCAGUGGCCAUGUCGCCUGAUUAUCUCGUUGUUUAUAUCCAUCGAUGUUUCACGGAUUUUUCAAUUUUAUCGAUCACAAAAGUGAGCUAUAGGUCAGAGCCGAACAUCGAACAACCACUUCGAUGAGUGAAGAUACAUAAAUUCCAUAGAUUUAAGAUAUAACGUAGUGUCGAACUCGUAGUAUACCCGUAUCGAAGUUUACGAUCAUCUUCCUCGAAAGGAAACGACGAAAUAAUUUUUCUACGAUCUCAGGAAUGUUCGUUUUACGAAUUGAUUUUCAGAGUGUCAUCGUUUCCCAACACGCAAUGUUUUUAACUAAUAGUUACUAAUCUACUUGUUGUCGUUACGAAACGAUUGAUUAAUUAGUUUAUAAGCGACCAUGGCAACUGUCAACCGAGAAAAACUAACGUUCAUACUUGUAGUCAUUUCUAACACUCGGGUGCUUCUGACAUAGUUAUUUCAACCCCUUCUCUUUUUCAAAUUCUUCAAGAAAAAAAACCAACGAGUCAAACGAUAGGAUUGAAUUCGUAAUUUUCAAGAACAGAAGGGGUGAAAGAUCGCUCGAGGAAUUUGUUUGCCUCGACCGACAAAUAAAAUCUGGCAGGAAGAACAGAAUUCGUUAACCGGUUGUUCCCGUCUGAUUUUCCAGUGUUGGAACACUUACGAGGCGAGACUGUUAAUUUAUCACGUACUUAUAUAUCCGAUAUAAGAUGGGGCUGCUGUAUUUUUACACGGACUUUGUAUAAAUAAGAGAGCCACGAGAGCAAUGUCUUUCGCUAAUCAUUGUAUAUAUCUGUAUACCAAUAAAUAGCGUAGAAAUGAUCCUUAA
Messenger RNA from Megachile rotundata (alfalfa leafcutting bee), 7854 nucleotides. RefSeq names its product disintegrin and metalloproteinase domain-containing protein 10. Gene Ontology annotation, biological process: Notch signaling pathway; membrane protein ectodomain proteolysis. Gene Ontology annotation, molecular function: metalloendopeptidase activity. The record is from RefSeq and is a predicted model, not a curated record. Gene Ontology annotation, cellular component: plasma membrane. Lineage: Eukaryota; Metazoa; Arthropoda; Insecta; Hymenoptera; Megachilidae.